CGCACAUGCGCAGUACAGAUCGGGCAGGGGGACAGAUCGGGUAGUGACAGUGACUAUAAUAGCUAGCCUUUAAGCCUUGAAAAUGAGUUUGUUUUUGCCUAAAUUAACUUGCAAAAAAGACAUUGAUGAAGUUAUUAAAGGGGUAGCAGAAAAAGUCGUAGUACUGAGGUUCGGCAGAGAUGAGGACUCGAUUUGCCUCCAUAUUGACGAGAUUCUGUCAAAAACUGCCCAUGACCUGAGUAACAUGGCGUCCAUCUACAUCGUGGAUGUGGAUAAAGUGCCUAUCUACACAAGAUACUUUGACAUCAGUUACAUCCCCUCCACUGUUUUCUUUUUCAACGGACAGCACAUGAAAGUGGAUUAUGGCUCCCCAGAUCACACCAAGUUUAUUGGCAGCUUCAAGACCAAACACGAUUUCAUGGAUCUGAUAGAGGUCAUUUACAGAGGAGCCAUGCGUGGAAAGAUGAUUGUCCAGAGUCCCAUAGAUACUCAAAAUAUUCCCAAAUUUGAUCUCCUUUACCAUGGGAUUUAAAAUCAACACCUCCACCUCGUGGCCUUAUCCUCAAACAGAUUUCACUGAGUGGCUUCGACCACGUCUGACUGAUUUACUGAAUGGCUUUAAUGUCAAAGUAGCUUUAACAUUCAAGCAAAUAUCUGAAGAAAGUUUGAUGAUAAAGCGUCUGAUGUUCAUUUUCAUAUAGAAUUGAAUUUCCAAAAUACACUGCUGUUUACUCCUUGUCCUUUUGCUGUGUUUAAAUGUUCCUUGUUGAGUUUUUGACUACUGUUUACAAUAUAAAACUAAAUAUAUAUUUUUUUAUCGGUCCCAGUUUCCUUGUCUCUCAUGCACGCAUCGGGGCACACAUUCUAGCCAAUGGUUUCACAAUAUUAUCCUGAUCUACAGGUAACAUUGACACUCAAGUGAAGGCACAUUGGGAAAAUAAACAAAGAGUCAGCAGGCUUAAUACAGAUCUAAAAUGAAUGUUUUACAUGAUUUUCAAAAUGUUUUCUGAGGAAGGAAAUGCAUUAUAGAAAGAUGUCUGUUAGCCCUCAUGAAGACUGAUUAACACUGUUAACAUAAACGUGAACAAGAAAAGUCCAUAGGGCACCUUUAAAAGUACAUUAAGAUCUGACAGUACAUUCAAUAAAACAGGCUUUCUUCAAAUGUGUUUAUUUAUAAAAAGUAAGACAUUUCUAUCUUUAAAAAUAUCUUAAUAUUUCCAUAAAUGUUGCUGUUUUCUAAAUCUUUAUCAUCAUAUUGUCUAUUUCUUAUGUUUGAUGGAGAAGAUGAGCAUUUUUAUAUACGUCCUUGAUUUGUUUGAAUUUAUUGUUGAAUCAUAUUAUCUUGUUUCCCAUGUAAAACAGCAGAAAUUAUGCAAUUGUUUUUUCCAAUGUAUGUGCUCAGUUUUUAUAAUAAACGUCUUCAUUAUUUAA
This is a messenger RNA of Trematomus bernacchii (emerald rockcod), 1431 nucleotides long. It is a transcript of the gene txnl4b, whose product is annotated as thioredoxin-like 4B. The coding region runs from base 83 to 532 and encodes 149 amino acids. The record is from RefSeq and is a predicted model, not a curated record. NCBI's taxonomy places the organism in Eukaryota, Metazoa, Chordata, Actinopteri, Perciformes, Nototheniidae. The transcript is spliced from 3 exons. Gene Ontology annotation, biological process: mRNA splicing, via spliceosome. Gene Ontology annotation, cellular component: U4/U6 x U5 tri-snRNP complex; spliceosomal complex; U5 snRNP.